Messenger RNA from Bipolaris victoriae FI3, 198 nucleotides. RefSeq lists its product as hypothetical. The record is from RefSeq and is a predicted model, not a curated record. Bases 1 to 198 code for a protein of 65 amino acids. Lineage: Eukaryota; Fungi; Ascomycota; Dothideomycetes; Pleosporales; Pleosporaceae. The transcript has a single exon.
AUGGUUGACUACUUUGCAUACGCUCAUACACACGGUGGUAGCAGCAAUAACAACACGCAUGCAAAAAUCCCCCGAAUUCCCCCAAGAGAGCGCGUGUAUCAAUGUAUCACGGGAUAUUCUGCGUGUAGCCGUGUGGACAAGGACGAACGAAGACUCGAAGCGCGCUACCUACUGGCUGAUGAAGAAAAAAAAACUUGA